AUGACGCCUCUCGAGGACUUCCAACGAGCCUCGGUAAUCGCUUCUUGUGCAGAUCCGUUGCCUAGCAAUAUUGUUAGCCAAUACGGGAAACGAAUUAUCAGAAUCUCCGAUCAUCAAGUCGUUAAAUGGGGCCCAGAUGUGACAAGGGUAGAAUUCGAAAAUCAGAGGCUAGCGUAUGAACUUGUGGAUAGCCGCAUAGUUCGUAUCCCACGCGUAUGUGAUUUCUUUUGUGAUGAGCGGGGUUGGGGGUAUAUUGUGAUGGAGUUUAUAGAUGGGAAGGUUAUAGAUCCAUUGGAGGAUGUUAGCGCCAUACAGAGAGUUGCGAGUGUGCUUAAUUAUUUCGCAACGUUGCGGUAUGACGUCCCUGGGUCACUUUAUGGAAGUGCUUGUCGUGGCCUUCUUUUCCCUGAAACUGAGGAUCUGGUUUUCGACAGCCUUGACGGGAUGGAGAAGUGGUUUAAUAGCCGACUUUUCGCACACAAUCCGAAAUUGACUUUACGGGGCUGUGAGCUCGUGCUUUGUCAUUUGGAUAUAGCACCUCGGAAUAUCCUGUGGCAAGAAGAUGGGUCUCUCUGUCUUAUUGAUUGGGCUUCUGCCGGCUUCUACCCAAGGCUAUUUGAGUUCUGCGUACAGUGGAUUAUUGAUGGAAAAGACGGCAGCUUCAACUCCCUUCUUUUGAAAUCGAUGGACCCUCUGUCGGGUCAAGAGAUGGCGCAAAAAGAGCCUAUCCUGUGUGCUUGGAGAAAUAUCCAAAAGUAUCCCUUAACAAAUCGUCAAGAUUAUGUCAAAGAUUAUCGGGACUUUCGACAGAUCUUAUUCCCGUGCCCGCUCAUCCAAUGCCGGAAUACCCACCAGAUUGGUAUGAACAAGCUCACCGUGAAUGCUCCACACCGACCAGACCCACCUUUGUUGAUCCUCCAAGCUCGGCUGUAG
This is a messenger RNA of Penicillium canariense, 933 nucleotides long. RefSeq lists its product as uncharacterized. Lineage: Eukaryota; Fungi; Ascomycota; Eurotiomycetes; Eurotiales; Aspergillaceae. The transcript is spliced from 2 exons. The record is from RefSeq and is a predicted model, not a curated record. The coding region runs from base 1 to 933 and encodes 310 amino acids.